Molecule: messenger RNA, 1721 nt
Organism: Solanum dulcamara
Lineage: Eukaryota; Viridiplantae; Streptophyta; Magnoliopsida; Solanales; Solanaceae
Product: cyclin-D4-1-like
Exons: 6
Coding region: 305-1360 (351 amino acids)
Biological process (GO): mitotic cell cycle phase transition; regulation of cyclin-dependent protein serine/threonine kinase activity
Cellular component (GO): cytoplasm; cyclin-dependent protein kinase holoenzyme complex; nucleus
Molecular function (GO): cyclin-dependent protein serine/threonine kinase regulator activity
Source: RefSeq, a predicted model, not a curated record
UGGGCUUUUUUGGCUCUCUUUUUUCCUCCUUGUGUAGUUAGGAUUCCACUUAGAAUCCACUGUCGUCUCUCCCCCAAAUCUCUCCUUUACCCUAAACAAAAAUCUUCAUUUCAUUUUCCUACAUAAGCCUCAUCUUCUUGGAGUAGUCUCCAGCCCCCACAUCACUUUUCUCCCUCCCCCCCAAUCCCCCACCCCAUGUUCUUUCUUCAUCCAAUGAAAAUGCUAAACACCCAAAAAUUCUAAAAGAGUAAUCUUUUUGUUGUUCUUGAAAGGGUACAUUGAGGGGUUUUUUGCUUUUGAUUUAAUGGCUGAGAAUGGUUAUGAUUGUGUAGCCUCAGACCUUCUAUGUACAGAAACAGAAAGUUUUUGUUCUGAUGAUCUUGAUUCUUUGACUAUAGGUCAACAGAAGAAUGAAAUUAACAUUAAAGGUUUGAUCUUUGGCAAAAAUGGUAGUAGAUCAGAAGGUUUGAUUGAUUUGCCAAAGAUAACUGAAGAAAGCUUUAGUUUUAUGGUGCAAAGGGAAAUUGGUUUUUUGCCUAAAGAUGAUUAUUUGAAGAGAUUGAGAAGUGGGGACUUGGAUUUGAGUGUGAGAAGAGAGGCUGUUGAUUGGAUUUGGCAGGCUUGUAUGCACUAUGGAUAUGGGAAGCUGAGUUUUUGUUUGUCGAUUAAUUACUUGGAUCGGUUUCUGUCUCUAUAUGAAUUGCCUAGAGGUAAAACUUGGGCAGUCCAAUUAUUAGCUGUGGCCUGCCUGUCAAUUGCAGCCAAAAUGGAAGAGAUUCAUGUUCCUUUGAUUGUUGAUUUGCAGGUUGGGAAUCCUAAGUUUGUAUUCGAAGGCAAAACUAUACAAAGAAUGGAACUUUCGGUACUAAGCACAUUGAAGUGGAGAAUGCAAGCUUAUACACCUUGCACAUUCAUAGAUUAUUUUGUAAGAAAGAUGAAUGGUGAUCAAAUCCCAUCAGAGCAUUUGAUCUCAAAAUCAAUGCAAUUGAUCUUAAGCUCCAUAAGAGGCAUUGAUUUCUUGGAAUUCAGGUCUUCUGAAAUUGCAGCAGCAGUGGCAAUAUCUGUUUCAAGGGAAAUGCAAGCAAAAGACAUUGACAAGGCAAUGCCUUGUUUCUUCAUACAUGUACAAAAGGGCAGAGUGUUGAAGUGUCUUGAACUGAUUCAAGAUUUGACAUUGGUUAGUGAGACUAUGACCACUGCUACAACUAUUACUGCUACUGCCUCAGUACCUAAAAGUCCCAAUGGAGUGUUAGAAGCUGCAUGUUUUAGCUACAAAAGUGAUGAGACCACAGUUGGAUCACAUACAAGUCCAGAUAAUAAAAGGAGGAAACAUGACACAUCUCUAGAGGAUGGGACUUGAGAAAAGUAUGAAUCUUGAAGUUCCAUCCCCCCCCCCCCCCCCAACCUUCAAACUCUAUAUCCAAACAAUUUUGGCUAAAUGGGAGAAUGUGUGGCUUAGCAAAAAAAAAGGUCCCUUGAAGACAAAAAAACAAUGAAGGAUUGUCACCAGCUGUUAAUAACAAUUUUGAGAUGUCAACAACAAUAGUAGUAAUAGGAGAUUGUGGAGGGGCAAAGAUGGAAUUUUGAGAAGGGCUAUCUAUUAAAUACUUUUGCUCUUAUUCCUUUUUUGGGUUACUAUUGUAAUUUCAAAUAAAGAACAUAUACAAUGAAAAAAAAAAGUUUUACGGAAUAAAAGAGAAUAAAAGGUAGUUGGUGGCUAA